UGCUGUUUAGAGUGCUAGGCUUAUGUCUAGCAACUUUGAUCGGUCAAAUUUAAGCUUUUCGAUGGAUCGUCAAACCAAAAAUACAAAUCUUCUAGGUAUUACAAGGAAGCUUAGAAUUUAAAACUUCACAGCGCGGUUUAUUACCAAGACCUUGCUAGCUACAUAUAAAAACUUUCCAGUUAUUAGUCUCUUUUUCCCUUUGAUUAUAAAUUUCUUGAGCUCUGACUGAAUAUUUAUUGACAUGCAAACAGAACGAAGCUAAUUUAACCAUACGUCAUUCAGCUAGCUCAUGAUGAAGACUAACUAACUAGAUGUGUAAUAAGCGGUAACACUAACAUGUCUUUUUUCUUUUCAGGUGACAGAUCACGUCAAAGACGCCGAAGAACAGCGUUUACCGAUAAACAGUUGGAUCGGCUGGAAGAAUCGUUUGCGAAUGAAAGAUUCCCAGGCAUCAAGAUACGCGAGAAUCUUGCAGGAGAACUUAAAAUCGGGGAGGACAGAAUUCAGGUCUGGUUUCAGAACCGUCGAGCUAGAUGGCGUAAACAUGAAAUAAAAAACAAACCCGCUCCAGUUGCCACUGCUUCAGAGAUGCACUUAGACAACCGAGAUUUCAGUGCGCGUACAAUGUUUCAAGCACCAUCUGCCAUUAUACCACACAGUCCGCUGACCCAAACGUCUUUCACGCCGUGGAGCCCAUUUUAUCAUCCGUUUACAACAAAUGCUUCCUGGUUCCCACCCGGCGGGCUUCUCGGCCUGGAGUAUUCAAACAUGUCCUGUGCUGCUUCUCAAGAUUCUAGCAAGACAUUUGUUCCAAAUCCACGCGGAUAUGUUCCAACACAUCUCUCGUCCAGACCCAUUCCUUCACCUGACAGCAGCGUCACCUCUAAGCCCAAGCUCCAUUCCUCCUCUGACUCGGACAGUGAUGGAGGCUGUCACUCUGUCGAUGAUUACCAAGCCGCUGCUACUUUAGCAUCGUUUUUUCAGCGAGAAAAUUAAAACAAUGAAUUAAAUAAAUAAUUCAAGAUACUGCAUCCAGUUACAUCAAUAUUUUUUAAGGCUUUUAGUUUAGCAUUGUCAGUGCACACGCAAUUCGAUUUGCCUUUUUAGACGGAGUGGAAAACUCCUUUUUGUGUCUGUCGAAUUUCAUUUAAGAGUUUCGUUGUUGAAGGAGAUUUUAAUGAAAGAGCAAUGGAAUCGUUACUGUACUUUCUCAUAUGCAACAAAAUAAAGUUUGCUAGAAUGAAUAGUUUUGUUUGUUGAGUCCCAUAGCAGUUAGCAUCUGGAUAUUGUGAUAGUAAAUUAAUUGUCUUGGGUUCGGAAUUAGUACUAAUUUUCACCUUGCGGACUCCCCCUUUGUACGUCUACCAAGUUUU
Pocillopora damicornis (cauliflower coral) is the source of this 1373-nucleotide messenger RNA. Its product is annotated as paired mesoderm homeobox protein 2. Gene Ontology annotation, biological process: regulation of transcription by RNA polymerase II. Gene Ontology annotation, cellular component: nucleus. The record is from RefSeq and is a predicted model, not a curated record. Gene Ontology annotation, molecular function: DNA-binding transcription factor activity, RNA polymerase II-specific; RNA polymerase II transcription regulatory region sequence-specific DNA binding. Lineage: Eukaryota; Metazoa; Cnidaria; Anthozoa; Scleractinia; Pocilloporidae.